Molecule: messenger RNA, 502 nt
Organism: Aspergillus saccharolyticus JOP 1030-1
Lineage: Eukaryota; Fungi; Ascomycota; Eurotiomycetes; Eurotiales; Aspergillaceae
Exons: 1
Coding region: 124-402 (92 amino acids)
Source: RefSeq, a predicted model, not a curated record
AGUCUAAGCAAUUUCAGGUACUGUGGGGCGCCGACUCCUUGCGGAAUGUCCUGAAGACGAUCUGAGCGUGGAAAAAUAUUCACUUUGUGGUAGAUGCAGAGGGAAAAGAAAGAGAGAAAGUAGAUGGCCUAUGUGAGUGAGGUCGCUGGGUUUUGGGUUUGUUUUGGGCUGCGUUGCUCUGCUUUUGUGGAGCGUAUGCACGGUUGUCUUUCGGCGGAUUGUGUUUUCUGGUUAAGAUUUCCGGCGUGCUGUUCGGCGCAAUCAGCAGGAUGUCCGUUGUUGCUGUUUGAUAUUCUUGAGUGGAUGGUGUUUUCGCUCUGUCUGGGAUGCUAUUCACUGCUAGUCAGUCGGCGCUUUUGGUUUCGGGGUUACUGUUCGUUUGGUGGUCGCUUUUGGAUGUGAUAUAUCUCUUUGACUAUUUAAAUGUGACGUAGCAAUUGAACCAGAGACGUGCUUAACUGGUGAGUAUAGUAGGGACUCGGAAUUACCAUGUAACUAACAA